AUGCUCAGUAAAAGAAUACCUAAAGCGAAGGCAGCUCGCCUCGCUUGUUACCAGCGGAACCCUGGGCAAAUAAAAGAAGCCCGAGUUGCGCAGCUACAACAUGAAGGGUUGUCACAGCACUACAUCAUUGCAGCCAUCAUCCUGGCCACCUUAUUACCUCUGAUGUGCAUAGGAGCCUCUGCCUUUCUUGCCAGGCGGCUGUGGGCCAAAGGCCGCGAUGUUGAGGCGGGCGGAGGCGUGAAGCGCGAAGACACCGCGCAGACGAGCGUCAAGAGCCGUACGGGCGGGGACAGCGCCGGGCCGGCGUCACGCAAAUCAAGUCGGGCGUCCAAAGGCGAGCGCGACGCGCCGUCUAGCAAAGACCAGCUCAUCCAGCAGGACAGCAGUUUGGCGGGAUCACCGACCGAAGAGACCGUGGAGAUCUUGGAAGACAGUCCCGACGAUCUGGAGAUCGACACUGCGGCUGAAGACGACGUAGACCGAGACAGCGAAACGGAGAUUACGGCCAAAAAUGGCAUCUCUGUGUCCGUACGGCGGGCCAGUAUAAUGCCACCAGACCCCGAUGGGCCUCUCAACGCCAUACGGACCACGGCUGAGGUAGAGUCCGUGGGUUCUUCUAAACGCCUCGCGGCUCCAACUCGUAUCAGGAAAAGUCAGUCGCUGAGAGUGUCCACCCCAGAAGAAGGCGAUCUCGGUGUCGGAGGUCGCAACGCUGUCCUAAGACCGUCGCGGUCGUACCCACGCUGGGCCGAGGUAGCCUCGGCAGUAUUAGAGCCGUCUUUUAAUGCCUCGUCUAGAGCGGGAAAUUAUAGAGUGACUCCGGCCUCUCCGAGACCAAGAAGAACGUAUCAAAGAUCAAAUUCUGUUCAGCAUCAACCUCAGCCUCAGUUACACCGUCAACAAUCCACUCAACACUACCCGUCUUCCGCCUCCCAUACGUCAAAUCAUCACCAAACUCAACAGCAUCAAGUUCAACUGCACUCCAGUUCUCACAGAUCCCAGUACAGAAGAUCUGAUCUACAGCAACAGCAGCAGCAACGGCAACAGCAAUUCAGAAGUCAGUCAAUGAGGCAGCGGGGCCGCGAACUGGAGACUGGAAGGCCUUCAAUGCGGAACGAUGCAAGUGGAAAUGAUUUCGAAACCGACCAUAAUCGACUGCUGCCUUCGCCUCAUUCGCCGCAGCGAAAUCGACUUCGGCGAUCUUUGUCUCCGCAACCGAGAAGCCACUCGAUGAGAGAUCCUCAUCGUACAGGAUCAGUAAUGGCAAGAAGAAGUUCUCCAGACGACGGCAGAAGAGAAAGCAGUCACGGCAUACCGCCUGCCACAGACCGUGAUCGUCUCAGCGCCGAAGAUGCACGCAAAGGCUCCUUCAAGCUACUCCUGCCCUCUCCUCGGCCCUCUCAUCGAGCCCUGUCACCGUCCCCAAGAAGCCGCUCGAUGCGUGACCACCACCGCGACGGCCGCGACGGUAGCAGGUCGCGUCGCAACUCCCACGAAGAAGGGAACGCCGCAGUGACGGGGAUCGUCGGCUCAGAGUUGCACGGCGCUACGCUUAAGCUCCUUUUGCCUUCCCCCAUCUCACCUCGACCUGGGGAUCGAGCGCCUUCCCCUCAAAUGAGGAGUCACUCAGUGCGCCACAAGCCUGACGGCAGCUCGAGCAGCAGUCGGCAGCGCCGCUUUUCUCAGGAUGAAGCAGUAAAUCCUCUGAAAUUGACUCUGCCAUCACCCAGGGCUUCCCAUCGAUCCCCGUCCCCAAACCCGCAAGUACAAGCCUCUUCUUCCCUAUCCCAUGGCUCCCCGUUGCACUCCUCUCAUUCCCCUUCUCACACGACACCCAUGACUCCUCCCCAAACCCCAACAUCUCUGUCACCACCUUCUGCAGCCCACCACGUAUCUGCCCGACAUCCGUCACCGUUACAGUUACAGCCCCAGCAACUUUUGCAGCACCAGCAACAUCUUCCGCCACACCAAGCGUCGCCCAUGAGUCCACGUCUUAAAGGACCCGGCGAUCCCUUCAUCAUCGGAGACAUGAUGAUGGUCAACGACGUGAUAAUCCCACCUCCAGUCAUGGAUAUGGCCACAACGUCAGUUUCUACCCCGCCGCCCGGCACUCCUACUACUCAAGACUUCCCGCCCCAUACCUCUCGCUUGUCGGCCUCUCCUGUAGUCUCCCCAUCCCAAUCUAGUUCGUUUGGUCCGGAUCAUAGCAUGGACUCACUUGAUUCGAAGAGCUUUGCCUAUGGCAAUCAGAACUUGUUUCUCGGAAGCCCUUACGGCUACUCCCCCGAGUAUGCAGGUUUCCAGGGGCUCGACGACUCAACAGUCGCACUUUGGCGCCAGUCGCGAGCGUCAACCUCAGCCACAGCGGGGGAGGCCAAAGCCGUCGCGCGAACACUCGAGAGAAAAAUGAGUCUCUCUGGAGCUGCAGAUCUUGGGGGCUUUGACCACCCUUCCAUAGCAGUAACAGCUGUCAUGCGUAAUUCCCGAGGCCAGCUGAACAAACAGUCAUCUCUUCCCUUGGGCCCACGCGGCCCACAAAACAGAAGUCGUGUAACGGGUCGCUUCCAUUCAUCCUUGCGCCACGACCCCACGACCCCAGGUCGCCUGUUUGACCACCACGGCGCCACGUCCCCGUUUCCACGACGGGCAUCCACGAGGGACCGGAGCGGCAGCGGCAGUCGGGCAAGCCACGGCCAACAAUAACGGCAACUUUCUCUCGUAGAAUAGAUCCGAAUUUUCCUACAAAUCUAGUUUGCAACUGCAAGCGAUGGAAGAAAUGGAAAGACUAUAUAUGGGCGGCAUAUUCCUUAUUUUAGUGCAUAAGCAAGGAGUUCUGCAAAGAAAAGGUUCGCUUAUGAUUGGAAAACACGGUGCUGCUACUGUUCUGCUGAUGAAGAAUGAUUUUGACUGACACUGGAAGAAGUCUCCUAUUAAGAAUGAAUGGCCAAGUUAGAUAUAUUUUAAUAAUCUACCGCGACUGAAUUUCUAGAAAUGGAGAUGGAUCUUGAACAGGGGAUGUCGAAGUGUAUCUCUUGCUGGAAUGUGAUCCGGUAGAGACUGAAGCACCAACUUUGCCCUUUGUAAUCAAGACACACCGCUUUCUUCAUCGCUUGCAACACUGCUCACUUCAACUCCACGGCCACACACAGUUGUCAAAUGAAUUGCUGCUCCAGAGAUUCUUUACUAUUUAAACUCAUAAUAGGGUACAUAAUUAUGAAUACAUGUUUUCUGACCAAUUUGUAACCACAUACUAUCAUACAAAAUCAUUGACAAAUUAAAUAAGAAAGUUGGAUAACCUUAGCGAAGUCGAAUUUUUAGCGUUUCCGCAAAGUUAAACAAUUUUAAUUAACACAAAUUUAACUUGUCUGUUGAUGGUAUACGUUUGAUGAAAAAUUUCUAAGCACGCUUGAUGAAAAAUUUCUGCAUGUUAACUUUUUACAGUCGGUUGUUCUUGUUAAAGAAACCAUAUAUAGGUUAAGAAGAUUAUCCCGAGAUAUGUAGACACAAGCGUAUAAGACACAAAAGGCAUGCAGUGAAGAAUUAUCUGAUUGUAGAAGUUUCAUAGAAUACAAACUUCUAGAAUUACUCAUGAAAGAUGUUCAUCGUUCCUCGAAGUGGGUGUUUGAAUUGUAAAAAGAGUCCAGAAUUAUGCAUGAAAUAUGCUCAUCUUUCUCCAGAGUCGCGGUUUUACGAGUCCAGAGGAGCACCCUAGCUUGUUUUUUUUUUUUGUGGCGGCUAGAAAGAUGCACCGAAAACUGAAAAAUAAUGCGCGGACGAGGAAAGAAGCAUUGAGGUUUCAGAAUGUGUCCAAAAAUACCCUUGGACAAACGACACACGAUAAGCAUCAAGAGAGUAGUCUAGUACACGAGGAAAGUCUUACUAAACAUAGAAGGUCUACCUAGGUUGGCAGAAAUAACCACAAUGUUACCAGCAGCAUGUUAACUUGAUCGCUAUUGAGACACCCUCUUCGUAUGCCCAACCUUGUAGCUUGUUAGUAGACCAUCCCGGAAUCCUUCGUCUUGUCUGGCAAGUUCCAGACUCGUUAAUGUCUACUCUUAAUUUCGUUGUAGGUCAUGCAACACAUUGUGGUUAAUGUUAUCAAUGGAUUAUAGCCCUUGAAUUAAUAGUCAUGUCUGAAAAUGAGUAAAGUGCAAUCACCCUGACGAAUCCAGCAUGGAGUUAAUGCUAUGUCGUGAGCUUGGUUAUGCCAUCAUUUAACAUUAAGGUCUGUAUUUUCGUAAGUAUUUUACAAAUGCAGGGUCUAUAUGGAGGUGCAGAUGAACUCAGAGAAGCCGAGAGAAGUGCUACCGACGCUUAAAACGCAACUACACGAUAUCGUUCUCAGAAUAAGUCGAAAUACCAACGCUUCGUGCAUAGAAUGAGCGUUAAUAUUAAAGGGGUAAUGGGAAAUAAUUUAAGAAUAAUCAAUUUUCAUAUAAACCUAAUUUUUAUGAAACUCGAUAGGAUCAAUCAAAAUUUCGAAAGAGAGGUAGUUCUCUCUAUAUUUUCGGAACUAUGUUUCUGGCUAAAAAGAUGCAUUUAUAUACGUAUUCUUCCUAUCGUCGACAAUAAAAUGAAUUUUUGACCCUCUUCGAAAUGUCACUCAACAAUUUCCACAGCUGUUAUCCAAGAGAAAUGCUAUUAAAAUACGAUUUUCAUUUUCGGGUGAUCAUAAAUUUCGUGGUUGGAGCUUUUCAUUUUGGGUUUUUAUGGAUGCUGAAAUAGAUUUGUACUUCGUAGGCCACGGGGUUGGAUGAUAUUUGAUUGGAAUGAAAAUACUGUGUACGUGUUAACCUCAGUGAAAUGAACUUUCGACAAUGUACUGCAUUUCAUACAAUUGGAAUUUUGCGUACGUGUAUGAUCCGAUAUUCAUUUCAGUGUUGAUGAUUCAGUACGAGUGCGAUUUAGCAUUACUUGUUGAAGGGGAGCGGCCAAUAAUCUAUGUAUAAAAGAAGUUUAUACAAGCUCAAAUCUAUUUUGCACAGAGAAAUAAAUAAACGCAACUCCGGGCCUAAUCUAGAUAUCUGUGUUUCGAACGGAGUUCGAAUGAAUGAGGUCUAGGGGCUAGGUAAUCCAUUAUGUUCUUGUACAGAAAUGUUGUGGUGUAAAUGUCACUGUUUUUCACCCUGAGCUUUAAUGUGUAUUUUUCCUGACGAUAAAUAUAAUGGAAAUAGUUUAAUAACUAUAGAAUCUUUUUGCGCAGAGUACUUUUUCUGUGGCACGCAGGAACGAAGCAAGCAUUUAUAGUUUCUUUCAAUUACCAAUUGAAAUUUCUUCAAUCUUAACAUCUAUUAUAAUUUUCUAGACAAGCUUUCUUAAAUAUUGUGUUAGCUUCCCGGUCGCUUGUUCACCUCAAAUGCUGUAGGCAGAUGAAGAUGGAAGUUUGAAACAGCGUUUGAAAAUUGUCCAUAGCCAUCUUAAUAUUUCACCAUUGAAACAAAUAUUAUGCCCGAAAACAAUGUUUUCCAGCACAUAUAACUGAAUAUAAACUUAAUAUUUCAUGGAAUUUGCAUCGAGGGCCCCGGAUAAGUACAUGAUUAUUAUUAUUACCCUGUACUUGCCUCAAAAAAUUAUAAAACGUUGAAAAGUUAUUUGCUUAACUAGUAGAAAUUCUAAAAAAGUCAUGAAUCGACCAACCGUUUCAAGUGAAUUAUCGCAUGCAAUAUAUUUACGCAAAUGACAAUCCUGAGUGACAAUAUUUUAGUGAAACAUGUAUUACUUUUCUGUGCCAAUCCACCUACGCCUUGUUGCGAAUUAUAAUGUUCACAGGAGCCGAUAUUUUUCCGCGUCAAAUCCUCCUCAGAAUUUUAACCUUUUACUACCCGUUAGGACAAAUAAUCUUCCUAUUGAUAUUGCUAUGCUUCCCCCAAUUUUAAGGGGCACUGUUUAGGGAUCAAGGUUUGUGGUUGUGUACUUGUUUUCCUUGUAAUGCUUGCAGAGUAUCCUUGCCGUCGCUCUACCCGAAUGCUUCCUUGUCUCGAGUUUAAACGAAAUUUAUUUUGACGGAAUGACAGCCAUCUGUUAGACAUGUGUGAAGUGCUUUAAGUUGCACUUACAAAUUUCUGUAAAUCAUGAGAAUUUUUUUGCAUUUGAAGUUUGUUUGUUUCUGCUUCUGAUAACAACACUUUUAUUCAUCGCAAUCGGCAUCAGUAAUUUUUGUGAAAAAUCGGACCCUGCUUGAUAUUUGAGGCAAGCGUGCAAUUUCUCUUGACUAUUUACAAUUAAUGAAAAUCGAUCUUAGCAAACUGGGAAAUUUGAUCCAAAACUAUUUCGUUAUGAACAAUGGAAAUUAAUAUUCCAUCGAGUUUAACGUAUUAAAAUGAUGAGCAGACUUCUGCAUCCAAUGGUUUAAUAUUGUUGCUGGCAACAACAAUCAUUCUUGAACAAGAAUUGUUUUCUGAAUUCAUGAUAAAGAGUUUGAAAACUUUUCAAAAAAUAGCUACCAUAAUAAAAGCAACAAUACGGAAAAUUGGUAAAUCAUUAGUGGAGAAUUGUUGAAGUCUUUGGGUAAACCACAAUGCAAUUCGUCGAAAUAGCACUGAUCACUGAAGGAUAUCCUGCGAAGAAACUCUUGGCAGCCAUUCGGUAGUUUGGAAUCAGUUAGCUGUCAUUCCGUCACGUAGAACUCUGCUGUUCUCAAGUACGCUUAAUAUACAAAUGAAAUGAGAACACAUUAGAAGCAGAGUGCUUUAUGUAUAUUUUUCUUUCCUAUACGCCUCGUGUGCCCUCACAGAACUUGUUAGUCUAGUCGACAUGAAGAGUUUGGCUAGAUAGAUAACCGCGUUAUAUAGGACCUGACGUAUUUUGCAAGUCACGUUAUAGGCUCCCGUACCUCCCUGCGAUAUGUGAGCGAAAAUUUUUACGAAUCGUAGUAGUUAGACGGCCAGCGUUUAAGGCAUUUUCGCUAAAAAAUUUACCGUGUCGUGCUUCGUUACAAGGGCAGAAUUCCCACGAAUGUUACAGACUCAGAUACGAAAGCAUUGUUUAAGAUAGCCAUAUCGAUGCGGCUUAGGAUUAUUUUCAGCAAAAAUUUCAUAUAUUAUCACAUAGAGGACGUUGAUCUCAGUAUUUUUGUUAUGAGUGAAACCACUGUAAAAAUUCGAAUUCUAUUUUAAAAUAGUAUAUUCUCAUGGCUUAAACUCGUUUAAGUUUAUGGUUACAGUAUGCGUCUAUAUCGUUCUUUCUCUAAUGGGUGAAUUUAUUAUCGUAUUUGAUAAGAUAAUAACUAAAUUUUCUACUAUAAAUCAAUUUUGAUGAAGCCAAAUUUCGGCUCGAUGUAAUCAAUAAACUAUAGUAAUUAAAUGGUAUUAAAGCGAUUAGUAUAAAUGCGUUCACAAUAAAUCCUUUUUAUAAGAAAUGUUUAAUGUUAAAAACUAGCAGAUUGAAGUAUAAAUGGGAUGUGCAUUUUUUCAUCGACUGAAUUCUACAUAAACGGACUUAGCAGUAGUCGACAGUGAAAUAUCCUACAAUGCCCAAUCGGUUGUUUAAAAUUUGAAUAAAUUGUUUGCAAUGGAGAUGAAACUUGUAAUACUGAUGGCUCUAUUGAAUAUGAUAUUGAGCAUCAGUAACAUAUAGAGGGGGGUAAAUCAAAAGCUUUAUAAACAUUGAUUAGUUUUUAAAAUAUAAUUUCCAUUCAAUAAGCAUUAUUGGACCGGAUUUUGUUACUGAAGGUUUAAAAAAAAUUCGUAUCAGACUCGAUCGUUCAAAAAAACGUUGGGUAGCUUUUUCACUCACUAUGGGAGAGAGAAACAGUGUAACGAAUAUCAAGUGAUGGGGAGCAAUAUUUCAAUGUUCUGCGAAAAGAGAUAUGCGGAAUAAUAAACUUCAACUAAUUGUAUAAUUGCAUUCAUAAUUUUUGUGUUCAGCAGGAAAUGUGUAUUACUUGACGUUUACUUGUUGCGACUCUGCGUUGUCUUCAGAGACAACAAGCGCAUUGCACCUUCGUUUUAUGGUGAGAACCAGCUCCGUAAAGACCGUGAUCAAAGCUUGUAACCUUUCAUCAAUUCUUAUUCUAAUACCGUUUAAAUUUGGUCUAUGUUGUAAAAAAACCUUGCCCGGAAUUCAUACAAAAUUUCAAUAUUCAGCCAAGCGAAGAUUAUGCGCUUGUAAAAGCUUUAGCGAAGCUCAACCUAUCGACGAUGUUGAUAUUCUAAAUCUGUCCUUUUCACUUAUCCUUUAUAUCCGGACCUAGAUGAAUUUAUCCUCAGUCCCUUCUAAACAAUUCAUUAGCUCAGUUUGAAACAUUGGAUUAUUUCAAAACUGACAAUGAAACCAGGUAAAAUCUACUGAAUGAAAUUAAAUACCAAAUAAAAUGUUAGGUUUUCAAACCUACGUUAUUUUUGUUUAUGCAAUAUUAUGAGAAAACGUGCAUUCUAUUUUUAGAACCGAAAAGCUAGAUCCUACCAUUCCUGCAAGUCAUGCUAUAUCCUCUGUUCCUAACGUAAUUGCUCUUUCAGUAAACCGUUGUU
This is a messenger RNA of Hyalella azteca, 8468 nucleotides long. Its product is annotated as serine/arginine repetitive matrix protein 2. The coding region runs from base 1 to 2703 and encodes 900 amino acids. NCBI's taxonomy places the organism in Eukaryota, Metazoa, Arthropoda, Malacostraca, Amphipoda, Hyalellidae. The transcript has 12 exons. The record is from RefSeq and is a predicted model, not a curated record.